GUGUUUUGGGUUUGAUACCUAUUUAUGUACCUACGGAUUUAAUUAUUUUUUCUUAUUUGAAAGGAAGUCGAAAUGCCUUCAUAAUAGCAAUACAAUAUGAAGUUCAUUACGGGAUUAUACAUUAUAUUUUUUACAAGAAUAUUUAACGUGUCAUCAUCUAGAGUUUUAGAACUAAGUGACAGAUUUUUAGAGUUUAGCAAAGAUGGAAUGUGGUUUGUUAAAUUCUAUGCGCCUUGGUGUUCACACUGUCGGCGCAUGGAACCUACUUGGGCGCAUGUGGCACAAGCCUUGUAUAAUACUCCCGUAAAAGUAGCCAAAGUCGAUUGUACCCGUUUUACAGCUGUGGCCUCACAUUUUCAUAUCCGAGCUUAUCCUACUAUCUUGUUUUUAAAAGGAUCUUUUCAGCAUGAAUACACAGGAGAUAGGGUUAAAGAGGAUUUGAUUAAUUAUGCAAUGAGAAUGUCACAGCCAGCAGUGCAGAGAAUAUCUCGUGGUAACAGCAUUGAAUAUUUAAAAGAAUCUCAUCCUGUAUUCUUUGGAUUCAUUGGCAAACAGGAAGGGCUUUUAUGGGAAAUGUUUACAAUUCAUGCUGAGAAAUAUCAGCCUCAUUCCUGGUUUUAUGCAAUGACCCAUGAAGUAAUAAAACAUGAAAUCAAAGUUCCUAAUGAAACAGCUAUAUUUGUUUAUAAAGAUAAUGAAGCAUUUUUCUUUGAAGUUAAAGAUGAAUUACUUGAAGACAAAAAUAUGUUAAACAACACCUUAGGCAAAUGGAUUAAUUCUGAGAGAUUUGGUUUUUUCCCCAAAAUAACCCGAGCAAAUAUUAAUAGUCUGAUUGAUACUGAAAAAUAUAUUGUGAUAGUAGUAGUUGCAGAAAAUAAACUUGAAGAAAUAUCACAAACUGAAAGAGAUUUUAAAGAUAUGGUAGAAGGAAUUAUAAUGAAAAGAAAAAAUGAGCUACAUUCCCAUUUUCAGUUUGGUUGGAUGGGUUCACCAGAACUAGCAAAUUCUAUUGCUAUGUCUGAACUUACUGUACCUCAUUUAUUAGUAUUAAACUCAACAACAAGUCAUCAUCAUAUUCCAGACGAUGAUCCAGUAUUAAUGACACCAGAAGCAAUCUCACUGUUUCUUGAUCAAAUACACAACCAGCAAGCUACCGUAUAUGGUGGCAAUGGCUGGCCAGUAAAACUAUAUAGAGGUUUCUUUGAAGCAAGAACUACAUUGGCAAACAUGUGGCAUGGAAACCCUGUUCUAACAGCUCUUAUCUUUGGUCUGCCACUGGGCUUUCUCUCACUGAUAUGCUAUUCAGUGUGUUGUGCUGAUAUUUUAGAUGCUGAAGACGAAGACACACCAGAACUACACGAGAAAAGGGACUAAAUAUUGUGUUCGGAAUCAUAGUGGGGACGGCAUGUUGGAGCCAUCGCAAAACUAUGAAGUAGGUACCCAAAAAUGUUGAGUUCUCCGACAUGGAUAUUUUUCAAAUAAUUUCCCAACAUUGCGGAACUGAAUUGUAGACAGUAUGUGAAUGAUUUCUUAAAACUCCCGCCUAAUGUUUAUGUCCCUAACCCGAUUCAAAUUCGAAACAUUUAUACAAUUAUUUCAUAACAAAGCCUAAUCUUAAUUUACAUCCUUUAUUGCAUAUAUAAUUUUGUUUGUGGAUAACUUGUCUAGAAU
Molecule: messenger RNA, 1671 nt
Organism: Bombyx mandarina (wild silkworm)
Lineage: Eukaryota; Metazoa; Arthropoda; Insecta; Lepidoptera; Bombycidae
Product: protein disulfide-isomerase TMX3
Cellular component (GO): endoplasmic reticulum
Source: RefSeq, a predicted model, not a curated record